This is a messenger RNA of Eremomyces bilateralis CBS 781.70, 822 nucleotides long. RefSeq lists its product as uncharacterized. Lineage: Eukaryota; Fungi; Ascomycota; Dothideomycetes; Eremomycetales; Eremomycetaceae. The record is from RefSeq and is a predicted model, not a curated record. Gene Ontology annotation, molecular function: oxidoreductase activity. Bases 1 to 822 code for a protein of 273 amino acids. The transcript has a single exon.
AUGAAAUGGGGCGGUCUGGAUCCCGCCUACCAACCAAAGGAGAUCAAGAAGAUCGUCCGGGAAGCCAUCCUACUCUCCGGCGGCGGUGUCGCGGUUCUCCUUCAAAUGGCUCACCCAUCCGUCGCCGCUGGCGUGAACAACCACAGCAACUUCGCCUAUCGGCCCGUCGACCGCCUGCGGACGACGAUGACCUACGUCUACUGCAUGACGUUCGGCACUCCGGCUGAAAAAGAGGCCAUCAUCAACCUCGUCCACAAGGCUCACACCGUCGUCAAGGGGAAGGAUGGAGGCCGGGACUACAGCGCCGACGAUCCGGAUCUGCAACUCUGGGUCGCCGCCACCUUGUAUGCCACCGCCAUCAACCUCUACACGAAGAUCUUCGGGUCGCUCCCCGAGAAGGAGCAUGAUAAGAUCUAUACACAGUACGCCAUCUUGGCCACGUCGCUGCGCGUGCCCCAGAAACUGUGGCCGGCGAACCGCGCCGCGUUCUGGAGGUAUUGGGACGAGCAGAUCGCGAAGGCCGAGAUCAACGACCACGCUCGCGCCGUCGCGCAAGACGUUCUGUGGAAUAAAGUAGCUCCUCUAUGGGUACGGGCUCCGCUGCCGUUGCUUCGCGUUUUCACGACGUACAUGUUGCCCCCGACACUCCGGGAGGAGUUCGGAUUCAAGGACACCAAGUCUCGACGGGCGUUCUACAAUCUGAUGGUCGGGACGCUGAAAGUGACCUACCCGCUCACGCCGAAGUUCAUCAGAACGUAUCCCAAGAAGUACUACAUGAACGAUAUGAGGAAACGGUUGACCAAGAUGGGCCAUGUGAUUUAG